AUCACUCUCUCCAUUAUAUAGAUAGCCAUGUUAGUUAAUAGUCUAAAUAAAUAUUUAGUUAUUCGCAAAAACUUUAUACCAAUAGAAAAAAUUCAAUUUAUUCAUUUUUUUUCAGGGUUUGGUGUAUGGAAUCUCAUAUAUUAUGUACUGGAAAGUCUUGAAAGUUGUGAAAUUUGUGUGAUUUGACGAAAAAAAGUAAAAAUUUGCUGAUUAAUUUAUAUCAUUGAAGAAGAGCAGUGAAGUGAAAAUGAUCAGUUUGGUACAUUAAUACAGGAUCUUAAUACAUUUUAAACAAGAAACCAGACUGUAUGGUGAAAUAAAAAUUCCUGGAAAUUCAGCUUGAAGAUAUAGAAAAUUAUUAUAAGAACUGUGGAUUCUGUAAGUCAUACUAUAAUGGAAUAAUACUAGAUGUAUAGUGUUGCUAUGCAACAAUUCAAAAGAGAUUUCUCUGUUACCAGCCUGUAUUUAUGGGGAACCAGUUGGCAAUGACUUCUUCAAGCCAGGUGCUAGUAACUGUGUGGAAUAAACCAUGGCAACAAGUAAACACUUUCCGCUUCAGAAGUUCACCAAUCACACUGAAAAUGAAGACUAUAAUCUCAAUGAAACACCCUACAACUCAGUGAGCUCAUUUAAGAGUUACCAUAACAACCAGAAUAGAACCUCUGUCACUUCUGCUCCACCAUACAUUAAUGUGUUUGAAGUUACUAAUGGCACAUCAGAUCAGCCAUACAAAGAUGUUAAAGGUGACAUUAAAGAGAUUUCUGUUGAAGACAAUGCACGUGUUGAAGAACCUUACAUAGAUAAUACAGUAGUUUCUGCAUACAAAGGAACUAAACCACCCAUACCUGCUCAUAAACCCCGAGUUCUAAGAAUAAAAAAUUCAAAGUCCCGCCAAAAUACUGCAAAUGUUAACAAAAACAAGCCAAUAACUAAUGAAAAUCCAGAAUCCAAAAAGUUUGGUGUUGAAAAUUUACAAUCAAUAAGUCAACAGCUUCAAGAUGGGAAUAAAGAACUUAGGCGACAUAGGAACUCAAAAGAACUUUCGCAAGCAAGUAUUGCGAAAUUCUCAAAUAAUAUCCAAGAAAAUUCAGAUGAAAGUAUUAAUGACCUAAGUGCGUCAUUAAGGGAAGAUUCUGGUGUUGCGUCACCAGAUUCACAGAACGAGCAUGAAAAUGGUCGCCAUAGUUCCAUGUCUAGAAGAAAAUUACCAAAAGUACCAGUACAUAUGGCUCAAUCUAAAAUAAUGCCAAGUUUGAAAACUGAUAGUGAAAAAGAGUUGAAGGCAGUUCCAAAUUGCAGAGCUGUAGUGCCGAAGUUAAACCAUGUUGUAAGUGAACAAGAAAAUUAUGAGAAUGUUGAAAGAAAGAAAGCAGUACAGUCUGAAAAUGAAUUGGUAGCAGAGUCUGCAAAUGUUACACACAAAUUGACAGGUAUGGACCCUGAAAAAGAUUCCGGUAUUCCUUUACCAAGGGUCAUGAAAAGGUUUAAGAAAGGGAGAGUUAGAGACAAAAACAGGUCCCUGUCUGUUGGGGAUCAAACUAAAGAAAUUGCUGAAAGAGCUAAUAGAAUGAUGGCAGGUACAGGAGAUGUUGUAGGUAGAAUUGAUGUUGAUGUGAAUAUUUUAGAAAGGAAUAAACUUAAACCAAGUGCCAAUGAAGGAUUUAUUAAGUCAGUUAACACUAGUCAACAAGGAUUUAGCAAUCAUUCCUCUGAACAUGAUAGUGAGAUUAAAGCAGAUAUCAAAAGUGUGAAGUUGACAGAAAAUAGUGCUAACAGUAUUGAGACUUCUGUUGAAGUGUGCCAUAAGCAUUCAAAUAAUAAUUGUGAUCAGGAAGAAGAGAAUGCUUUGUUCCUGCAGAAUAAACUUGAAAAUGGUUCAAGGCAUUUAUGUAAUGAUAAGACUGAAGAUGAUAAUGUAAUUGGUAGUGAUCAUGAUGAUUAUAGUGUUGUUGAGACAUUGAAUAACUUAGCCAACACUGUAUCACCAGAACAACUACCUGGAAAUACGUUCUUUUCAUUUGACCAUGAGGUGAUACAACAAUUAACUGAUAGUAUUAUGGAAAAGACAGAUGAAGUGGGUGAUACAUCUGGUGAUAAGUUUGAAACUAGUAAACAUCUUGAAGCAGGUAUAGCUGAUGAUGAUAGCAAUUUAAUUAAUGAUAAUUUAUCUAAUAAAAACUGUGAUAGAACUACCUCCAGUAAAAAUAAACUUGGUAUUGAAGGGAAAUCAGUUAAUGAGAAAAAAGUAGAUGAAAUUGAUACAAAUCAUGAAUCAAAAAGUAAUAUUAGUGUUAAUUUAAGGCAAGAUGAAAAUUCUGAUAAAAGUGAUAAUAUAAACAAAGAAAAUAUAGUUUGCAGUGCAAGAUCUCAGAAAAAGGUGGAAAGGUCUCCAUCUUAUCGAAAGAAAGUAAUGGCAAGAGCUAAAAGUAGGCACAAGAAAAGUUCAAUGUUAAAGGAAUGUUCUUGUACAAGAAACGAAAAGGGAGAUAUUGUAACUUGCCAAUUUUGUGAAAACUAUGAGAACCGUAAAAGAAGAAGUCGAUCUAGUCUUGGAUUAGAAAGCGUUGGAAUAAAUAAAGAGCUGUCAGAGUUAAGUGAGGGUGAAAGUAGUGAUAUAUCUUCAUACAGCGACCUUUCAAAUAGAAGACGUGCAUUUUCACCAGGAUUACCUCCCUUACCAUCCAGUAAAAGUCCUCGCCCUUUGAGAAAAUUACAGGUUUCUUCAAGGGUAGAUGUACUCAUGAGCUCUGAGUUAUUUAAAAAGCAUUUACAAAAACAUGAGAAUCUACUGCACAAACAUACUGUUUUAAGACGAGCCGGUAUGAGGAAAUCCGUCUCAAAUCUGGAUUUAUCUGAAGGUUAUAUUAUAGAUUCAGACAGUCAAUGUGACACAGAAAGUGUUACAAGUGAAGCUACAUUUGAAACUGAUACAAGUGCCAAAGAUGAUCUUGUUUCUCAGUCAAGUGCCAAAGACGAAUUUCUUUCUCAAUCACCGGACAUGAGUGUCUUCACAAAUAAGAAUUCAAGAAGACAUUCUUUAACAGGUGAUUCUGAUUCACCUGCAGAAACUUUGCAGAAAAGUAAAAGGAAACAUUCAAGAACUCUGCCUACCACUGUAGGACGUUCAAGGAUGCCUAUACCAUCUUUUACGCAACCAAAUUUUAGUGGAUCAAAAUCCAGACCAAAUAUUCCAACUUUCAAGGAAUUUAAAGUCAUGAAAGAAUUAAGUAAGUCAACUGAGGCCCUAAAUAUAUCUGAAAAUGAAAGUCCACAGACAGGACAGAUUAGGGCAAAGGCAUUUAGUGAUUCAAGUUUUGAUCAUGUAACAUGUAGGAAUGAUAUAGAAAAGGUUGACAACGAAAGUGAAAGAGUAUUUGAGAUGAGAAAUGAAUAUGUUGAAAAAAGUAAAACUGAGGAACUUAUUCCUGUACAAUUAGAAGUGAUUAAAGAGAGUCACAGCAAGGAAAAUUUAUUAACUUUAAUUCCAACCACAGAUGUGGAGGCACCUAAUCAUGGCAGUACUCAAAUAAAUGUAAGUGUUGAAAAUAAUAGUCUAAGUGAACAAAAAGACAAGAUUAUAGGUAAAGCUGCUCAAGAAAUACAUGAAAAGCGCAGUGAUUUUAUUGAACCAGUAGUAGGAAAUAGUAACAAAUUUAUUGAAGAGAAUCAGAAAAAAAUAGAUUAUCAUAAGGCGCUUACUAAACAGCAAAGCACACCGGAAAUGAAUUCUCAAAAACACCGUGUCCGACCGAAACUAAAAUCUAGAACAAUGUCAAGGUUAGAUAUUGAUUCGGAUGGGUUAUCAGAUACUGCAAGUGGGCCUGAUUCUGUAGCAUUUAGGGAACGUAGAAAACCAGGUGCUAAAAGACCGAGAUCUUUGAUAUCAAAGAAAUCUAGUCUGUCAUCGUUGAUUCAAGAAGCCGAAAAAGCCCAAUAUUUUGAAGAUGCUGAUAGUAAUAGUGACAAAUCCAUCAGAGCGAGGCCAAAGUUGAAGGCUGGACAUGUUGUGAAUAGGUCUAAGUCUGAUUCUAAAUAUGAAAUAGAGAAAGGCAGAGAAAGUGAGUCAGACUCCAGAAAUGACAGUAGUUUGAUGCUUGAAAAGGGAAAGAACACUGUUUGUUUUGAUUUAGAUGAUAGGAGCCAGUGCUCUCCCUUUGAUAUAGGAGAGUCAGAGACAUCUACCUCAAUGAUAGAGAGCUUGUCAGGCUUGUCAGAUAGUGUAAGAUCUGAGGUUAAUGCAGAAGAUAAUUUACAGCUUUUCAAUGAUCAAGAUGACACUGGGAAGCUUCUCCAUGAUCCAGAUGAUUUUGCAGCAGAAGACACCUCCAUUUUGGAACCACUGAAAGAUGAACUUGUGUCACAAGUUUUGCGGUCAACCUCAGAUGCAUGUGAAACUACCCAGGAGGCUGCCCGAAAAAGGAGAGAUAGAAAAGAAAGGCCAUAUAAGAGUGACCCAUUCUCCGGCACUGAGAUUAUACCAGCAUCAAAAAGAUGUGUACUGAGAGAAGAGAAAGCAAAGCUACGGCAGCACAUGGAUUUUGCGAACUCCUCGAAGGAGGAGAUUUUAACCUUCCUGGAUGGUGUUAGUCAUGGAGAUUUAGCAAGUUGUGACAGUGUCCCCAGUCUGGAAGAGCUGAAUGAAGAUGAUGAACAGUUACGGAGACUUUCUAUGGGCGUUGUCGAACCAUCGAGGAAAAUACGCAAACAUCUCAGUAAUGUAAGCUCUCUAAGUACCGACAGUGGUGUGAUUGGUCAAGAUGGAUCACAUGACUCCCAGCAGAGCAGCCCUACCAAUACCUUGUCACAUUCCGAGAAGACCAUGUCGUCAUGGCAACCGUCUACCAAGCAAAGGUCAAUGAGUUCAAGUUGUUCGGAUGUCUUCAAACAGAGUUUGGAUUGUGUUGAUUGUGGGCCGCAGGAUAUGGUUGACAUAGUUCGAUCACAAGUGUGUCCGCAGUGUUUGAGUCGUAGACGUGAACGAAGGGAGACAAUACAGGAAAUCAUUGAUACAGAGAUGAAUUAUGGGAGAGAUUUAAACAUCCUUAAAGAGGAGUUUUAUAAGCCAAUAAUAAAAGCCGGUUUGCUCAGUAAAGAACAGUUAGAUGCCAUAUUUCUCAACUUGGAUGAAUUACUACAUGUUAACAAAUAUUUCAUCACAAAAUUAAAGUCAGCAGUCCAUAUGGCCACACAGAAUAAUGACCUUGAAUUAGCAGAUGUGAUGAUUGGUUCCAUGUUUCUAGAAUCAUCAACAAUGUUUCUAACUUUUGAAAACUAUUGUGUUAAUCAGGCUCAAGCUCCGGUCUUGUUAGAACAACUGGAGAAGGAGAAAGAAUUGUUACGUAUAUUUCUUCAAGUUUCGCAGAAUGACAAUCAUCAGUUACGACGCAUGCACCUCAAGUCUUUUCUAAUGGUUCCGGUGCAGAGAAUCAUGAAAUACCCAUUACUGUUAGAUAGACUCCAUAAAACGACACCUUCGAGUCAUUUGGACAAAAAUUCCUUAAAAGAGGCGAAGGAUAAAAUUGAAGAUAUUCUCGGACAUAUAAAUGCAAAAUCAAGAACAGUGAGUUUCCGACAACGAAAGCCUUCCCAGAAGUCUAGUCAGCAUUGUAGUGUAACGGAGAAGAUCGAGGUAUCGCGGGUUGCCUUGGAAACGUUACAGUGGAACCGUAAAGAUGUCUGUGAUGUGAUUACUAGUCAGUUACAAAUAACACAACCUGUCGACCAUUUAUGGGCGGCGAAAAAAUGCAAAAACUACAAGUUUACGACCGUUUAUGGAGUUCUUCUCACCCUUAUGCAGCAGCCAAAUGAAAGAGGAAAUGACAACGAUAUUAAUAAUAUGAGAAACAACAAUAACAACAACAAUAACAACAAUAUGGAAAACACAAACUCUCGUGUAAAGAGUGCAGCUGUUGUCUUCAUCAAGGAAAAAAGUGGACGUUACCAGGUGUCUAGAGAACCCUUCAUGCUUGAAAAGUGUGUCGUAAGUCAAGACCCAGACUACCACGACGUUUUUGAGAUAUUAGAGUGGAGUAAAGAAGCUUUUCUAAUUAAGGCUGACUCACCUCAAGAAACGAAACUUUGGGUUCAGAAUCUUCGACAACAAAUGAACAAUCUGGGUGUUUGGAGAAAACGAAGAAAUGCAUUACCAAACAUUUUGUUAAACCACCAUUCAUGAGUUGUGUACUUUUACCAUGCGCGUGUGUGUGAACGAGAAAAUAGACGCUGGAAGCCAUUCAUAUGUGAGUGUUUGCAAUGACAACGACACCUGAAUCUGUGGAGAACAAUCGGGGAAGAAGUCAUACAAAUGAUUGAAGUAAACAUGUUUUUUGUUUUAAUCAUACAGAUUUUCUUACUUCCAUGAUUUGGAGAAUGAUCUCACAAAGUUGCCUGAAGAAUAAUGAAAUAUUUUGUCAUACUUAGAGCAAAGGGGAAAAAUGAGAUUAUAACUUGAUUUAUUAUUCUUUACAAGUCACGAAGUGACAAAUAUUGAAAACAGUUUUGACACGAAUCAGAUAUUUUGAAUUACAUAACAAUUCUUGUGACCUUAUCAUAAACAUAUACAAUAUUUGCUUUUGAUUAAAUUAUUUUGCAACAGAAACAUUGGGAUGGGUUCUCCCCUUAUUUUUUGGCACCAGGUCAGAUUUUUCAUUGCACCAUUCUCUCCUUGGAAUUGAUUAGACUUAGUGCAAAUACAUGGUAAUGGACAUUAUGCAGACAGUACUUGAAAAACAGCAGAUAAUUUGGCACAAAUGCAGAAUGUUUUUUUUCCUUGCAUGUUAAUAUCAAUCAA
Molecule: messenger RNA, 6790 nt
Organism: Ruditapes philippinarum (Manila clam)
Lineage: Eukaryota; Metazoa; Mollusca; Bivalvia; Venerida; Veneridae
Exons: 14
Coding region: 530-6175 (1881 amino acids)
Biological process (GO): positive regulation of Rho protein signal transduction
Molecular function (GO): guanyl-nucleotide exchange factor activity
Source: RefSeq, a predicted model, not a curated record